AUGGACAGCGUGGAGUACUCGGGCCUCCGGCAGUUCCUGCUGGGAUCCCUUUCUAGAGAGAGUCGUGUGCACAGAGAGCUCUGGGAGUGCAACGGCGCGACGUACACUACAUACCGCAAGUACCUCCACCACGUGCGGGAGUUCGGGUUUCCAGAUGAGCAGGAAUUGGGCAGCCUCCCCCUGGCGGUGGCGCUGAGGAAGGGAUCAGUGGCGCCUGCAGACCCGCUGUCUCCCGAGCCAGGGCCCCAGGGCCGAAAACUGCCUGCAGCAUUCUCAUUCUCGGGUGUGAAGCAUAUUCUGGAUGAUUGCAAGUCUCCAGUCACUGUCCUGAGCUUUGGCAAGCUGACGUCCAACCUUCUUGCAUAUGCCAGCAUUGAUGGCAAUGUUUGGGUGGCCCGACUUGGCCAUGUGCCAAUUGUUCAAAAGUUGUCAGGUGGGCAUGGCAAGGAAAUCAGAGGCAUGGAUUGGUCAGCAGACAACAGCUGGCUGGUCACGUGUGCCGCGGACUGCUCUGUGUGUCUUUGGGAUGUUGACCGUGGCAUCUGUUCCAGAUGCUUGAUGACACCUGAGGCUUCAUCCUGCUGUAGGUACCAGGGUCGCCCAUUGUUCCAAAGUUGUGGCUUUCCUUUGUCGCAGCAGAGUGAUUGCGGUGGAGCCCAUGUGGGCAAGUUUGCAUUCCUGGUGCUUCGGACACUGCUGUGCUGUGAUGUCCCACCACAGGCCUUCACAGUUGAUGCCCAACACCAUCCAGUAAAUUGA
This is a messenger RNA of Ostreobium quekettii, 759 nucleotides long. The record is from the annotation of a GenBank genome assembly. Lineage: Eukaryota; Viridiplantae; Chlorophyta; Ulvophyceae; Bryopsidales; Ostreobiaceae.